Ruditapes philippinarum (Manila clam) is the source of this 2056-nucleotide messenger RNA. RefSeq names its product procollagen-lysine,2-oxoglutarate 5-dioxygenase 2-like. Gene Ontology annotation, cellular component: endoplasmic reticulum. Gene Ontology annotation, molecular function: procollagen-lysine 5-dioxygenase activity; iron ion binding; L-ascorbic acid binding. Gene Ontology annotation, biological process: peptidyl-lysine hydroxylation. The record is from RefSeq and is a predicted model, not a curated record. Lineage: Eukaryota; Metazoa; Mollusca; Bivalvia; Venerida; Veneridae.
AGCUCGUAUCCUGAUGUGAAAUUACAUGAGAAGAAAUAUCUUUGCUCAGGAGGAUUUAUUGGGUAUGCUAAGGACGUGUAUGAAAUUAUUUCCCACAAUGCAGUAGCAGAUAACGAUGAUGACCAGUUAUAUUACACUAAAAUAUUUCUAGACAAAUCUCUCCAGGAGAAGUGGAAUAUAAAAUUGGAUAAAAGAUCAGAAAUAUUUAUGAACCUACAUGGAGCUCUUGAUGAUGUCAUGUUAAAGUAUAAAGGGCAGCACAGUUUUCUCUACAAUGUUAAAACAGGCACAGUUCCCAUUGUUAUUCAUGGAAAUGGACCAAUUAAGCCAGAGUUUAACAGACUUGCUAAUUAUUUAGCGGACAGUUGGACAUCAAGUUCAGGAUGUAUUGCUUGUCAGGAAGAUACCAUUAAUCUUGAGGGAUUGCUGGAAGAGGAUUAUCCAUCUAUUGUACUGGGAAUGUUUGUGGAGCAUCCAACACCAUUUCUUAGAGAAGCCUUACAGAAGAUUGCAGCAUUAGAUUAUCCUAAACAGAAAAUUGAUUUCUUUAUUCAUUCAUCAUUAAGAAAUCACCAGAAUGAGAUAGAUUUAUUCUUGAACAAGGUUGGAAUAUUGUACAAGUCUGUCAAUACUAUAGGUUCAUAUGACAGUAUUGGUGAAGCAGCAGCCAGGAACUGGGCCAUAGAAGAAUGUAUAAAGAAAGAUUGUCAGUAUUUCUUCAACGUGGAUGGUGAUGUUCAUCUUGAAAAUGAUCAAACAUUAAAACUAUUGAUACAUCAGAACAGAUCAGUUUUAGCUCCACUUGUUACUAGACGUGGUAAGGCGUGGUCUAAUUUCUGGGGAGCUCUCAGUGCCACAGGUUUCUACGCUCGCUCGGAAGACUACAUGGAUAUUGUACAUGGUGAUAAAAUUGGAUUAUGGAACGUUCCAUAUAUGACAGGGGUGUAUCUUGUGCAAGCACAUGUUUUACCUGCAUUGAGAAAUGGGUAUGACUCUGACAGUCUGGAUGCUGAUAUGGCAUUAUGUAAAACUCUGAGAGAAAAGGGUUAUUUUAUGUUUGUUACAAACAGGAAAGAGUUUGGUUACCUGAUCAACUCAGAUGGAGCACAGACUGGUAGACUUCAUAUUGAAUUAUGGGAAAUAUUUAAUAACCCGUACGAUUGGGAGAAACGAUACAUACACCUAAAUUAUUCACACAGUUUAGCAGAAAAUGCUGUCAUAGAACAGCCAUGUCCUGAUGUGUUUUGGUUCCCGGUUAUGACAGAAGUGUUUUGUGAUGAGAUAGUAGCAGAGUUAGAAAAUGUCAACAUUUGGUCGGGUGGCAAGAGCGAGGACGCAAGAUUAAGCAGUGGGUACGAGAAUGUUCCCACCGAUGACAUACAUAUGACACAGAUUGAUCUGCAAGAUGAUUGGCUUGAAUUCUUGAGAAAAUAUGUAUCUCCUCUACAGCUAAAAGUUUACCCAGGCUUUUAUUCAGAUCCUCCUCGAGCUAUAUUAAACUUUGUAGUGAAGUAUAACCCAGAGCGUCAGAAAGAGCUGCGGCCCCAUCAUGAUUCAUCUACGUUCACCAUCAAUAUUGCCCUCAAUACUCCAAAACUAGACUACGAGGGUGGUGGCUGUAGAUUUCUGCGGUAUAACUGCAGCGUAACAGAGUCACGUAAAGGAUGGAUGAUAAUGCACCCUGGGAGACUGACUCACUAUCAUGAAGGACUGCCUACAACCAAAGGAACAAGAUAUAUAUUUGUGUCAUUUGUUGACCCAUAAGUGCUCACUGCUACUCGUUUUUCUCACAAUUUUUUUUUUUUCAAAUUUUGUGUAUUUUUAUAUUGUGACAUGUUAAACAUGACAUGAAAGUUUAAGGUAUGAAACAGCUGAUAAAGUUUAUGUGAUUCAUUUUUUGUAUAUAUUUUUUCUAAAUCUGUACUUUUUUUGAUAAAAGUUGAUUUUACAUUCAAGCCAAUUUCAGUUGUAUUUUUUUUUAUUGAUGAAGACAUUGUAGUGUUCAAGGUACAUUGUAAUUUUUUUUUUUGGUAUGUAAUCAUACAAUAAAUUUCUU